AUGGCAAACAGCGCUGCUAUGCCGAACAACGAAGCAGUCCGACGUGCUUUGGAGUCCGCCAGAUCUAGCGAAGAUGGCCAAAUAGACCCCCGAGUGAGCGCAAUCCUAGAAAUCGCCAUUGGUGAGCUCUGGAGGAAAGUACAGACGCAACCCGAUACGUACGUUUUGAGCCGUGACGAGUUUGCGCUCUUCAACUAUUUUCGAGAUCGAUUCAGGGAUUCUUCAAUAGCUCAGCGUGCAGUGGAACGGUUUUGGAACAAUUUCCGUGGAACGCCUUUUGAUAUCGACGCUUACCUCAAUUGCACCAGUCGAAACUGA
This is a messenger RNA of Ophidiomyces ophidiicola, 318 nucleotides long. RefSeq lists its product as uncharacterized. The transcript has a single exon. The coding region runs from base 1 to 318 and encodes 105 amino acids. NCBI's taxonomy places the organism in Eukaryota, Fungi, Ascomycota, Eurotiomycetes, Onygenales, Onygenaceae. The record is from RefSeq and is a predicted model, not a curated record.